CUUUGCUUCAAAUAUAACGUCAUGAAUGGUUUUGUGCUGAUCGUUGUCGCAGGGCUGGCGACUUUGCUUCCUGAAGCUCGCGCAUUCGAUUGCAAUGUCACUCGCUUCGAUGAGGUUGCCGCGCGAGCGACCUUCUACGGAGCGGGAAGCACCGAAGCUCAGUCAGAUCAGGCGUUGAUUGCGCGAUGUCAAGCCUUCGACAAAGAUAUCGCCUACCUGCAAGAGUACACGCAAAAUUGCAUCCAGGGUUUGGCGAAUGGUAUGGUGAAAUUGGUGCUCGAGGGUGCUUCGAACGAUAUGGCUACCCGGUGCGUGGAGUCACCCACGAGAGCCAACUACCUCCGGCUGGUUCCGUGUCUGAACAAACACGGGAACGAGUUCCACAAGUGUAACAUGAAUCUCGCUGCCGUUCUCGAGAGUGCAUCCGCAAAGCCCAAGAAGAUUCGUGUGGGUUUGAGCUGUUGUUACAUGGGUAACUUCGUCGACUGCGUGACCAGAACCGCGAAGAAAUGCGGCCCAGAUCAUCAACAGAUCGCCUCGGAUAUCAUCAACAACUACGCCGCCGAUCUCCUGUCCACCGUUUGUGUGAAAUGGAAGGCGAACUCCAAGGCGUGCAGAGAGCUCCCGAGAAUUUCCCCGGCCCCGAACCCCAAGUACAAGUCACUCAUAACACCAUUGGCCAACGUGCUCCUGUCCUUGAACCAUUGAUGAUAAUUAUUCAGCAGAACGGAAAAGGCAUUCUCAUUCUCUGCGGUCGGACAUCAAGAAUGAUAAUGACUGCUAGCACGUGGAUCGAGCUUUCCUUCCCGAAAUUAACCGGUAUCGGUACUGUGUUCCUGAGAUAUCAAUUAAGACGUUGAAACUGAGCAUAUUUAAUGAGAGUCGAAAUAAAGCGGAACUAUUCAUGCUUUUGCCUAUCGGCAGCGAUUAUU
Molecule: messenger RNA, 932 nt
Organism: Galendromus occidentalis (western predatory mite)
Lineage: Eukaryota; Metazoa; Arthropoda; Arachnida; Mesostigmata; Phytoseiidae
Exons: 3
Coding region: 22-708 (228 amino acids)
Source: RefSeq, a predicted model, not a curated record